AAAAAGGAGGAGGCAGAGCCAUGGACCGUUGCGUGUGUGGCUCGAUGACUCGUCCCAUCUUUUCGCUAGCUCUACUGCUACUCUUUCUUUCUGCUGCAACAAACACCAGUGCAGUCGACUGUGGUGGUGCCACAUACUCGACAGUGAUAUAUGUGGACUGCGAGAACGGCUCAAUAAGCCGUGGCUGUGGAAAUAUGGAGGAGCCUUGCAAGACGCUCGCCCUUGCAGUCCGUGCUCUCGGGAACAACUAUUGCAUAUCAAUUCCAGGCAGUCGGAGCUGUCCGCUAGACGAGGUGCUCAAUAUCACUGGCUAUUCCCAUAUUGGCAUCGUUGGGAAUGAAGAUCUUAAAUUGGUUUGUACGGAGAAUAAUACAGCAGGUCUGUAUGUGUCAGCAGUGGAAGGCCUGAAUCUCAGCUACUUCACUAUAAGUGGCUGUGGGGCUUUGUUUGAGAGUGCAAAUUUCAAUUUCACUAGCUCUACAAUGACACAGAUAAGAGUGGCGAUGUACGUCAUCAAUGUUACAAAUUUGGCUGUGACUUCCACUCACUUUCAGUCCAACCCUGGACUGGGCUUGGCUGUCUACAAUACCAAAGGAAACAUACUGUUUGUGGAUUGUGAUUUCGUUGGUAAUGGGGAGUGGAGUACUACAGCUGGGGGUGGGGGGCUGUUACUCCAUUACUCCUACUGUACUCCAGGACUAAUCACAUGUGACCCCAGCACAAAUAUCUACAAUAGCAACAACAACAUCAUCAUUGAUUCGUGUCGUUUCGAGAGAAAUAAAGCUGCUGGCUCCACAAGUUCUGCUGAACUUAAUUUCCACAGAGAAAUAGGGAUCUAUACCUAUACUCUGGGUAAAGGAGGAGGACUGUGUGUCUCAUUUUCAGGAAACAGCUCACAAAACACGGUCAAUGUGAAAGACUCGGUUUUUCUCAAUAACACGGCGCAUUUUGGUGGUGGGAUGGAGUUACUCCUGAAAGACAACGCUACGAGAAAUAAUAUUUCCAUUGUGGGGACAAAAAUCGAGGGGAAUUUCGCAAGUGGCGAUGGCGGAGGAAUAAGAAUCGCAAAUGAAUUUUACGAAUGUAAAUCUUGUGUUCUCGAGAACGCGGUGAAAGUGAACGACACGUUGUUCUUGUCAAACUCAGCCAUGUGGGGAGGAGCGGUGGAGUACUUUGCCAGUCAGGGAGAAAGGUCGACUAUAAAUAGUCCAGUGUUCUACAACUGUACUUGGGACUCCAACACUGCUGUCAUGUCUGCGUCUGCAGUCGAUCUAGUUCUAGAUGCAUUCAGUACACAGUUACCAGGAUUUCUACCAACUCCGCUCUUUGAAAGGUGUUUAUUUGUGAGGAACAGUCUCACGUCCUUCCAGACCGGAACUAUCAGCAUUCAGUCGUACGAAGUCGAGUUCAAGUCACACGUGAAAUUUGAGGACAACAUGGGCACUGCUCUCUAUUUAACUGAUGCUACAGCUGUCAUACUCAGUGGAACCGUGGCAGAGUUUGUCAAUAAUACUGCCGGCAAUGGUGCGGCCCUGUCACUACUGGGCUCAUCUAAUCUAGUCAUACACCCUGACACACAGCUUGACUUUACCAACAACAAGGCCCUGGAGUUUGGUGGUGCAAUAUAUUUCUACAGCACCAGUUCCUCACUGUUCUACUCGUACACGUGUUUCGUAGAGUAUUUCAAGGCUCAGGUAAAGCCUGGGAAUUGGAGUAAUGUGAGCCUCUGGUUCUCAAAUAACACAGCUCUCGGGUUUGGGCACGCAAUAUAUGCCAGUACGCUGGUACCCUGUGCUAGAAUAUAUGGAAAUGGUUCAAACAUUGAUGAAAAAUUAGAUGAACUGUUUACGAAACCUCCCUUUAUUUAUGAUGACCCGUACACCAGAGGACUAAUAGGAACAGUCGUAGAUCGUCUUGCUUUUGGCAGUUACAACGCUCUAAUAGCUGUCCCAGGGCUUGUUUUUCAAACUGGAGUGCGGGCAUUUGACGAACUAAACCAAACAGUCGAUGCCGUGUUUCAUGCCUUCAUCAUGAAAGGCUCGGAGAAUGCUAGCAUAGCCUCAACGUAUUCCUACACAGCCAGUGGCCAGAUACAGCUGACUGGAGUCCCUGGGACCAGAGUUGAGGUAACUCUACAAACAACUGGACCAAUACAGACUGGGAUUAGUUUAGAGAUCACGUUAGCCGAUUGUCCGCCGGGUUUCUAUGAAGACCUGAACAAAACCAACACUUCGUCGACUGUGUGUCGGUGCUCGGCCAACGUCCCUGGUUAUCAGUAUGAAGGUGUGUUCCGUUGCGACGCAGACGAUUUCCAGGCGGUCUUGGCACAAGGCUACUGGGGAGGGUGUCUAACGGGGACAGGGUUUGUCACGGGGCAGUGUCCACUCGGAUUCUGUAAUCAUACCAACACAGAAUUUCUUCUACCGCAGAGCUGCGCUGAGCUGGACAGCAUGUUGUGUGGACCGAAGCACCGCACGGGAGUCCUGUGCGGGACGUGUAAGGAGAACUACACUGUUCACUAUCACUCCAAUAGAUAUGAGUGCGAGAAAUGCAAACACCCUCAUCUGGGCCUUCUUUACUAUGCUCUCGCCGAGUUACUACCACUGACACUCGUGUUUGCAGUUAUUGUCAUAUUUGGGAUCAGUUUCACUUCCGGUCCUGCAAACAGCUUCAUUUUGUUUGCUCAAGUCCUCAACUUUUUUGACGUUUCGAGUUUCGGGAGUUUGCCGUUCCCUCGAUCUGUCACCUACCUUACCGAUGCCUACCAGGCCAUCUUUGGUGCUUUCAAUUUCGAUUUCUUCAAGAUUGAGGCAUUUUCAUUCUGUCUCUGGGAUAAUGCUCAGAUUUUGGAUCUGUUUGUGUUCAAGUACGUCACUACAGCCUACGUUCUGGUAAUGCUCUUGUCGCUACUUCUAUCAGUUCACUACAUUCCUCGCUGCUAUGCCUGCCUCCAACGCUGCGUUUUCAGACGAACUAUCACCAUAUGCCUCAUCCAGGGAGUGUCGGCAUUCCUCAUAAUGUCUUAUGCUCAGUGUGCAAAAGUCUCCUUCCAGAUUCUGACAGUACAGUCCCUCAGAGGUCAAGAUUUUCACCACGUAAAGGACGUCGUGUUUUUGAGUGGAGAAACGGAUUAUUUCAGCCGGCGUCACCUCCCGUACGCCAUCCCUGCUGUUCUUGUUCUUGUGCUGGUGACUGUUCCCCCUAUCAUCCUCAUACUCCACCCAGCACUCACCAAGUACUGUGGGAAGAAGUCAGACGAUACAGGUGAAGAACGUGAGAAAAUGGCUUUCUUGUCCGUGUGGAAAACUCGACUCACUCCAUUCUUUGACUCCUUCCAGAGUUGCUUUAAGGACAACUGUCGCUAUUUCGCUGGCCUCUACUUUAUUUCGCCUCGUGAUAUCGAUGGCUUUUGCUCUUGCUGACAGCGGGAUGGAGUUAUACUUCACUUUGGAGAUCAUAGUUAUCAUCAUGCUGGCUGUGCACGCCAUUAUCCAGCCCUACCAGAACCCGUUCUUCAACGUUCUCAAUACUACUAUAUUUGCCGACCUAGCCAUUAUUAAUGGUCUGAGUAUCUACAAUUUCUACUGGGCACAGAAUGGGGUGGAGGAAACCAUCGUUACAGUCUCGUACUUUCAGGUGUUUCUCAUUUACCUACCUCUCGUCUAUAUGGCAGUUGUGCUGCUGCUUAAGGCUGGAAUGAAGUUUAAAAAGAUUCGCAGGCACCGGUGGGUGGGGAAACUCAGUCACUACGUGCCUCUAGCUCAGAAUCAGUCUGCCGAGUACCGACUGCAGUUGUCUAGUAGUUUCAGUGAGAACAACCUUCCUUCGAGGCUCGUUUGAAGAGGGGAGCUCUCCACCACCAUCUCCAGCUGUGCCGGCAUAUGGAGCUACUGUGAACUCAACUAGAGAAAGGAACACAUUAUGAAACUUGUUGUCUGAACAAACAAUAAUGUGCUUGUGUGUCCACUGUUUGUAUAAUUAUACAGCUACUUGUUCUCUUU
Messenger RNA from Geodia barretti, 4001 nucleotides. The record is from the annotation of a GenBank genome assembly. Lineage: Eukaryota; Metazoa; Porifera; Demospongiae; Tetractinellida; Geodiidae.